[Torrubiella] hemipterigena is the source of this 2424-nucleotide messenger RNA. Lineage: Eukaryota; Fungi; Ascomycota; Sordariomycetes; Hypocreales; Clavicipitaceae. The record is from the annotation of a GenBank genome assembly.
GGCGGACUUUUCUUUUCCCGCGGCCGCAGGUGAAGGAACGGCCCCUGCUCAAAAUUUCGGAGCUGUGGACUCGAAGCUUCGGCGGCACAACCCCUCGCUCGCUUCGGAUUAUUUGGCGUCACCAUAUUAAUUCGACCUCACUCAACAUAUCUUUGAAUUUCAGUUUGCAUAUACAUCAGCCAAAGAAACAACAGGAAAAUGGAUUCGCUCAGUAUGUUCCUAUGGCCCCUGCAAUCGAAAUUGUGCCCCUCUUGCUAACACGCUGCCUAGAUCUGGACGUCGCGAACGGUACGGCUAACCACACGACCAACGACUAGAAGUGAUGAUGUAGCUAACAAGGUUUCGAUUAUAGCGGCGGUAAUGAAGGAUGAGCAAGGACGUCCAUUCAUCGUCGUCAGAGAGUACGUAAUGUCGAAGUGAUACCGCCAGACCGCCGGCGCUAACUAGUAUCCAGCCAGGGGAAGAAGCGCCGCCAAUUCGGAAACGAAGCCGUCAAGUCGCACAUUCUUGCCGCCAGAACUGUUGCGAACCUCGUAAAAACCUCUCUUGGACCCCGCGGUCUCGAUAAAAUCCUUAUUUCCUCCGAUGGCGACAUUACUAUCACAAACGACGGUGCAACAAUCAUGCAGCAGAUGGAGAUCAGCAACCACGUUGCCAAACUUCUUGUUGAACUGUCCAAGUCUCAGGACGAUGAGAUUGGUGACGGAACAACUGGUGUUGUCGUGUUGGCUGGUGCCAUGUUGGAGCAAGCUGCGGACCUCAUCGACAAGGGUAUUCACCCCAUCCGUAUUGCCGAUGGUUACGACCAAGCCUGCGACAUUGCCGUAGCCGAAUUGGACAAGAUCUCCGACACCAUUGAGUUCAGCAAGGAAGAGACUUCCAACCUUGUCAAGGUUGCGCGUACUAGUUUGGGCAGCAAGAUUGUCUCCAAGGCCCAUGACCAGUUUGCCAACAUUGCUGUUGACGCUGUCCUGUCAGUUGCCGACUUGGAGCGUAAGGAUGUUGACUUUGAGCUUAUCAAGGUUGACGGAAAGGUUGGUGGCUCCCUCGAGGAUACUAUCCUUGUCAAGGGUGUUAUCAUCGACAAGGACUUCUCGCAUCCUCAGAUGCCCUCGGAGGUUCGCGAUGCCAAGAUUGCCAUCUUGACCUGCGCUUUCGAGCCCCCUAAGCCCAAGACCAAGCACCACCUCGACAUCACCAGCGUUGAGGAGUUCAAGAAGCUUCAGACCUACGAGAAGGAGAAGUUCGUCGAGAUGAUUCAGCAGAUCAAGGAUACCGGCGCCAACCUUGCUAUUUGCCAGUGGGGCUUUGACGACGAAGCCAACCAUUUGCUUCUUCAGAACAAGCUCCCUGCUGUCCGCUGGGUCGGUGGCCCUGAGAUUGAGUUGAUUGCCAUUGCUACCAAUGGCCGUAUCGUUCCCCGAUUCGAGGACCUCAAGGCCGAGAAGCUUGGCUCUGCUGGUAUUGUUAGAGAAAUGACUUUUGGUACAACAAGAGAGAAGAUGCUGGUCAUCGAGGAGUGCGCCAACACCAGAGCCGUGACAGUAUUUGUCCGCGGAAGUAACAAAAUGCUUAUCGACGAAGCGAAGCGAUCCCUCCACGAUGCUCUGUGUGUUGUACGAAACCUUGUCCGCGAUAACCGAGUCGUUUAUGGUGGUGGUGCCGCUGAGAUUGCUUGCUCGCUGGCUGUCGAAGAUGCUGCUACCAAGACUGCCGGUCUGGAGCAGUAUGCCAUGCGCGCUUUUGCCGAGGCCCUCGAUGCUAUUCCCAUGGCGCUCGCUGAGAACAGCGGUCUGAACCCCAUUUCUACUCUCGCCGAAGUCAAGAGCCAGCAGGUCAAGGCCAGCGCUUCCGAGAAGGGCAAGCUUGGUGUUGACUGCAUGAGCCGUGGAAGCAACAACAUGAAGGAGGCCUUUGUCAUUGAUCCUCUUAUUGGCAAGAAGCAGCAGCUGCAGCUAGCCACACAAUUGUGCCGCAUGGUGCUGAAGGUGAACAACGUCAUUGUUUCUGGAGCGGAUGAAAACGACUUUUAAAUCGGUAGAUAUUAGACAAAAGUAAUGGUAUAUGAGCUUCCUUCUUCAAUGCACCGGAUACAUUUUGUAGAUCAGUGCCCACCGUUCAAGUGGCCAUACAUGCUAUAGAUUAUCAUAGCAAUGACGGAUAUUUAUUAAAUCCACUGUAUUUUGCAAGAUGAACACUGCCAAAUUAUUUAUUUGCCCAUCCAACCGUAGACUGAAUUGAUGAUGUUUUGCAUUGCUAGCUCAUUGUCGGCUUGUUUUUUUAGAAAUGCGACUUGCCAGUCCUAUGCACAAAAGACCACCAGCAAAUGAUAAGCGAGAGGACCAAUUGGAUAUGCAUGCGGCUUAAUUGACCGAAAAACCGGUCGCCUUGUUUCCUCCCGGAGAUGCAUGCAUGAAAGACCAC